CAAAAUCCAAAAACUGUAAAUACAAAAAUAACAUUUAUUUGUUUACUUCCAUCAAAAUUUCCUAAAAUUCUCCACAAAAAACAAUGAAUAGCUUAAAUAUUCCAACAGAUUUUGGUCCCGAUUCAGGUGGAAGAGUUAAGGGCUUAACAAUUGUAAAAGCAAUUGUCUAUGGCAAUAUUGCCCGUUCAUUUGGUAAAAAACGUGAAGAAGACGGACACACACAUCAAUGGAAAGUCUAUGUGAAGCCUUAUUUAAACGAGGACAUGUCAAUUUAUGUGAAAAAAGUCCAUUUCAAGCUGCAUGAAAGUUAUGCCAAUCCAAAUCGCAUUGUCACAAAACCACCUUACGAAGUCACUGAAACUGGUUGGGGUGAAUUCGAAGUUGUUAUUAAAAUUUACUUUCAUGAUCCAACUGAACGUCCUGUGACUUGUUAUCACAUUUUGAAACUAUUCCAAUCGCCAAUAGUCGAUGGAGAGAUUUCUUCAUCGACAAUUGACAGUAAAAAGGGACUUGUUUCGGAGCAAUAUGAAGAAAUUGUCUUCCAAGAACCGACUCAGUUGAUGCAACAUUAUUUGACUAAUGUGACGCCAAUCACAAAUGGACCAUAUGUCCAUGAUACAGAUUUUGAGAACAAAAAAGUAAAGACACUUGACAAUAUUCUUGAUGUCAAGGCAAGAGUCAAGUCGGAAAUCAAUCAGCUGAAGGAUAAGUUGAAGUUGGCUCGGGAGUCGAUUGGAAGAUUCAAAACGGAAUUGGCAAAAGUGCAAAAGACUCAAAUAACCUAAAUUAUCUUAAAACAAUUUGAAUUUGAACUGAAUAAAAAUGUAUUUCUAUAAAA
Messenger RNA from Episyrphus balteatus (marmalade hoverfly), 838 nucleotides. It is a transcript of the gene Gas41, whose product is annotated as YEATS domain-containing protein 4. The record is from RefSeq and is a predicted model, not a curated record. Lineage: Eukaryota; Metazoa; Arthropoda; Insecta; Diptera; Syrphidae. Gene Ontology annotation, biological process: regulation of DNA-templated transcription. The transcript is spliced from 3 exons. Bases 84 to 785 code for a protein of 233 amino acids.